ACUUCCUUCUCUUCUUGAUGCGAGGAAGCAUUUGAAAACUGAAAUCAACAGUGAUAUACGCCACUGCUUUUGAGUAGCUCAGCUGGACUGUGAUUCCACCAUGCUAAUCCUCUGUAAACUGGUAAUACUGAUACUUGCACUGACUCUGGACGGUCAUGUUAAUGCUGUGGAAGUCAUUGGAGGUCACAAGGCUGUACCACACAGCAGGCCAUACAUGGUGAUUUUGGAGCGAAAAAUGAGCGAUGGCAAAACAAAGUACUGUGACGGCUUCCUUUUGAAUGAAGAUUUUGUGAUGACUGCAGCCCACUGCCAAGCCAGUAACUACACAGUCCUCCUGGGUGUUCACAAUUUCCAUAAACAGAAUGGGGUACAGAGAGUGUUUGUGAAAGACGCCUUUCCACAUGAAGACAACAGUGCAACAGAGUAUUCAAAUGACAUAAUGCUUCUUAAGUUGAGCUCCAAGGCAAAGUUCAGCCCAAAUGUGAAACCCAUUUCUCUUGCUGUCCAAAGUGAUGAUUUUCUGCCACAAUCAUGCAUCGUCUCCGGCUGGGGAUCAACAGCUGACAACAAUGGAUAUGAAUCGCCUGUGCUCAUGGAGGUCAAUGUGACACUUGUUGACUUUGAACCUUAUGCUGAGAAACACCUGUACUGCUCCGUGGGAGAGAAGGGACCAGGCUGUGGAGACUCUGGUGGUCCGUUGGUCUGUGAAGAUGGAAUAGCAUAUGGGGUGGUGUCCUUCAGCACCAAAAUAAGCCCAUAUGACCAGAAAAUCUAUGGCUAUACUAAGAUUCCUGACUACAUAAACUGGAUCAAGCAGACCAUUAAAAUUCAUGAUUAAGAUGUAAUACAUGAAGCCUGUCGCUGAUCAGUUCAAAUCAUUUGACUUCAUCUAAUUUCAAGUUCAUACCUGAGAUGCUAAUAUCACGGCCAGUUCUGUAGUGAUGACACUGUCAGAUUAAACUCUGGACUUUGCUUUGAGGAAAAUAAUGCUUUUUAUGUUACUAAAUGAUACAAUAGUUUUGAGUCAAAGGACAGUGACACAUAAUUUGCUUGUUUAUGUUGUGGCUUUUUUUUUUAUAUAUUAGCUCUGCUGCUAAAUCCAACGUUGUAUUACUUGAAACACGUUGUUGCUUUGUGCAUCAUCUAUUGGAGUUAAUCAAAUGAGAACAUACAAUCUUCUAAGUUUGUUUGUUGUACUGUUUGUUCUUUCUCUGAUGAGCCUGAAUUAAAUCAACAGAAAAGACAA
Molecule: messenger RNA, 1246 nt
Organism: Scatophagus argus
Lineage: Eukaryota; Metazoa; Chordata; Actinopteri; Scatophagidae
Product: granzyme B(G,H)-like
Exons: 5
Coding region: 101-838 (245 amino acids)
Biological process (GO): proteolysis
Molecular function (GO): serine-type endopeptidase activity
Source: RefSeq, a predicted model, not a curated record